Messenger RNA from Camellia sinensis, 1132 nucleotides. The record is from RefSeq and is a predicted model, not a curated record. Lineage: Eukaryota; Viridiplantae; Streptophyta; Magnoliopsida; Ericales; Theaceae.
GACAAGCACAUGUUAUCCUUUCCCUCCAUUCUCGAAAGACUCCACUUUCCCUUUUCUCACUUCCUCUCCAGCACUCAGCAAAAAUUUGUUACGGAUAGAAAUAGUACACUACACAAAGCACGUUAUCUGAAUCUCUUUGAUAAAUGGAAAUGAUGUUGGAGGAGGAGGUGAUUGUGGGAUCGAAUUCAGACUCAACUACUCCUGUUUCUCAUCUCAAUUAUUAUUCUCCCAACUCUAUUGCUAGUCCUGGUGGCAGAAAUUCAAGCACUCGACCACAACCACAACCACAAUCACAAUCGAAUCGGUGGCUGUUUGUUACAGAGGAGGAGGAGAAGAAGGAUAAUCAUAAGCGUAGUUGCUUCCACUGUCAUAAACAAGGUCACUGGAUAAAGGAUUGCCCCAUGAAGAGUCCAAAGACUCCAUCUUCAUCUCAAUCUCCAUCCCUAUUAUCACCAUCGUCAUCACCUAUUGGAGGCCAUGGUGUACCCAAUCUCAUUUGCCCUUGUGGUACCGGAACUUGCUCCGUCCGCCGCUCUAAGACAACCAGAAUCCCGAUCGCCUCUUCUAUUGUUGCCCCAUCCCGGAUAAAAGUUGUAAUUUCUUCGUGUGGUGCGACGAAGUGUGGAAUGAUAAGAUCACCGUUCCUGUGUGCCGCUAUUUCGCCGGAUCCUGUAGUAUUUACAAGGAACCCACUUUCACUAGGUCAAAUGUGGGUCGCUAUUUCUUUGUCUGCCCCAUUAAGAAGAGUAACACUGCCCAUUGCAAUUACUUCAAGUUCGUGGAUGAAGAUGAUGAAGACGUUACGUCCACAAUCCGUUCCAACACUAGAGCUUGCGAUACUAUAACAGUGGAAGACUUUAAUGAUCUAAGGACGAGGCUUCAUGACAUGGAAGAUGAAAAUGAUGACUAUGGUCGAAGGCUUGAAAGGAUGGAAAAUAAUUUGAAAGCAAUGAUGUAUUUUAUUAUAUUUUCUAUCAUUUUAUACUUUAUGAUGUAACUUAUUGAUUGGUUGGCUUUGGAAAAAUGUUACGAAUGUUAAUGUUAUUAUGGAUUUUGUGAAACUGAACGGAUGUAUUGUUGGCGUUUGUAGCAUUUUUCCUUUAUGUUUAUGGAAUGAAUUUUAAAGUUUCUA